Messenger RNA from Aspergillus affinis, 7068 nucleotides. RefSeq names its product amino acid adenylation. The transcript is spliced from 2 exons. Gene Ontology annotation, molecular function: phosphopantetheine binding; catalytic activity. Gene Ontology annotation, cellular component: cytoplasm. Lineage: Eukaryota; Fungi; Ascomycota; Eurotiomycetes; Eurotiales; Aspergillaceae. Bases 1 to 7068 code for a protein of 2355 amino acids. The record is from RefSeq and is a predicted model, not a curated record. Gene Ontology annotation, biological process: amino acid activation for nonribosomal peptide biosynthetic process; secondary metabolite biosynthetic process.
AUGCCGUCUACAAUUCUUGACGACGCCGGGCGGCUUCGCCAGCGUUGGACGCAGCUGGUUACUGAUGUCACGCCGUCGUAUCUCCCCUCUGGUCUUUCCUCCAAGCGCGAGUCCCCUUCGCCGCUUGGGCAAUUGGACGUGAGCCUGCAACUCUCUUUGAUCCAGGCGUGCUGCCAGCAGUGCGAUGUUUCCCCGCUAGGCCUCGUCCAGGCUGCCUGGGCUGCUGUCCUUCGUUCAUACUCGGGCUCCGACGAUGUCAUGUUUGCUACGAUUGGGCUGGAACGCCCGAGUCCGAAGCAACAAUGGACCAAUACCUCUAUCUCCAGAGCUCGUCUCGACGGCGGUAGCUCUAUUCUUUCUUCCGUGGAUCACACGCGACAGGAGGGACUCAUUGAUUGUGAAGCUAUGCUCUCCGUGUCGGAGGCUUUGCAGGUCUUCUCCGUGCUGGACCCCAAGCCUUGCAAUUCAGCUAUCUGGAUCAAGGAGCCUUUCUUGAAGAGUGAAGUUCCCCAGACGGAAAUUUGUAAUGAACAGACAUUUGAUUAUGUCCUACGAGUCGACCCUUCGCUAUCGACGCUUGGCCUAAUUUACCGCAAGUCAGCGGUCUCGCGUGCCCAGGCCGAAUACAUUGCCAGCACAUUCUCCGAUAUCCUCCAAAGAGUCUGUGUCGACCCUUAUCAGAACAUGUUCAAGCUCUGCGCUCCCAGCGAGCUGGACACGUUGCAGGUCGAGGCCUGGAACCGGAUCACACCCAAGGGCAGCCAGGUCUGUGUCGAUCGGCUCAUCGAAGAGAGAGCACACCACUCUCCCGAAUCGCCCGCCCUGCAGUCUUGGGAUGGAUCGAUGACAUAUGCCGAGUUCAACGCCGCCGCCAACAAGGUGGCUCAGUAUCUUGAGUCCGCCGGCGUUCAGCGCGGACAGCUGGUUCCCAUCUGCUUCGACAAGUCGUUGUGGACCAUCGUCACGAUGAUCGGUCUGUGGAAGCUGGGGGCCGCCUGGGUUCCCCUUGAUCCUCGACACCCUCGUCAGCGCAUUGAAACGAUUGUUUCGUCGGUCGACGCGCACACCGUCAUUGCCUCUGCCUCCAACCACGAGCUUCUGGACGGCAUUGUACCUCAGCUUAUUGUAUUUGAUACCCCCCUUGUAAAACAGAUCGAGUCGGACAGCGACGCAACCUUCAAGUCGCAAUCACAGCCUACCGAUGUUUCCUUUGUUAUGUUUACUUCCGGCAGCACUGGCAAGCCCAAGGGCGUUGUCCACGAGCACGCCUCCGUCGCCUCCAGUGCCCUACACCAUGCCUCGGCCAUGAACGUGUCUAAUACCACCCGCGCCCUGCAGUUCGGCGCCUAUACAUUCAUUAUCAGCACUUUUGAAAUCUUUACCACUUUAAUUUUCGGCGGAUGCCUGUGCAUUCCGUCUGACCAUGACCGGCACACGGAUAUCCGACCCGUCAUCCGGUCGUUUAAUGUCAACUGGGCUAUCUUCACCCCCAGCUUUGCUCGGUCGUUGAACCACGAAGACGUUCCGACUCUCAAAACUCUCAUCGUCGCCGGUGAGGCCGUCGCGCAGGAUAUCAUCGAUCGAUGGGCCGCCGUGGCCAAGCUGAUCAACAUCUACGGCUCCAGCGAGUGCUCCGUCUGCAUGAUCGGCCCUAUGAUCACGGACACGCCGCGUAGCUGCAUCGGCCGGGCCACUGGUGCCCUGUCAUGGCUCGUCGAUCCCAACGAUCACGACCGUCUGGUGCCCAUCGGCUCCGUCGGUGAGCUGAUCAUCGAAGGCCCGACCUUGGCCCGCGGUUACCUGGCGGACCCCGAACGUACGCAGUCCGUGUACGUCGAGAACCCCCAAUGGGCCGCGCAGGAGGGCGUCACCCGUCGAUUCUACAAGACCGGUGAUUUGGCCAGGUACGGCGACGACGGCCGCGUGCACCUCAUCGGCCGGAAGGAUCUGCAGGUCAAGAUUCGUGGCCAGCGUGUCGAGUUGACCGAAAUUGAAGCUCACAUGCGUGCCAUCAACAACCAGGUCAAGACCGCCGUGGCCAUGGUGCACCCCGGUGGCAAGGCCAUGCUGGUGGCUUUCAUCUCUAGCCAGAGUGGAUUCGGCCCCGAGUUCGCUCAUCCCUUCCACGCGGCGCCCGAGGACAAGUCGUCCAUCCUCUCUCUGGCUGCGCAGAUGAACCAGGAACUGAUCCAGCGCCUGCCCCCUUAUAUGAUCCCGUCGGCCUUCCUUCCUCUUGCAUACAUGCCGCUGACGGCAUCCGGUAAGACAGACCGUCGGGUGAUUUCUACCUGGGCUUCCGCUCUGUCUCUGGCAGAGCUGGCUGCCGUUGCUGGUGCCAGUGAUGGCACUUCGCGACGCAUGCCUACCACCACAGCCGAGAUGCGUCUCCAGUCGAUGUGGGCUGAUAUCCUGCACUGCCCGCCGGAGGAGAUCGGUGCCGAGGAUAACUUCUUCCACUUGGGUGGUGAUUCUAUCGAGGCUAUGAACCUGACCCGGCGCUGCCGUGCCGAAGGAUUCCAGCUGCAGGUGGGCGACAUCCUCGGAAAUCUCGUGCUUAGCGACAUGGCCAAGGUCAUGGUCCCGGCUCGCUCGCCCGAAAUUGCCGCUGUGCAGCCGUUCGAGUUGCUCGGUGGUGAUGCCGGCGAGGUUCGCUCGAAUAUCUUGGCUUCUACCGGAUUCGAGGAUGCCGAUGUCAUCCAGGACGCCUAUCCCUGCAGUCCGCUGCAGACCGGUCUCAUGGCCCUGUCUACCAAGAUCUCUGGCUCGUACAUUGCCCGACACACCCUGGAGUUGCCCGCCAGCUUGAGCGUCAACCGAUUCAAGGAGCUGUGGGAGCUGAUCGUUGGCAACAACGACGUCCUCCGCACCACCAUGGUUGACACCGACCAGUACGGCACCAUCCAAGUGGUCAACCGCGCUCGCAUCCAGUGGAAGCAUGACUCCGACCUGGAGAACUACAUCCAGACCGAUGAGAAGAUCCCUAUGCAGAUGGGCGAUGCCCUGACGCGUCACGCCGUCAUCUCCACGGGGAGCAAGUCGUUCUUCGUUCUGACCAUCCACCACGCCAUCUACGACGGUCUGUCGCUGGAGAUGAUCUUCAACGACCUGGUGCAAGCCCUGCAAGGUAUCGUGCCUCCCGCGCGUCCCCAAUUCCGGGACUUCAUCCAGCACGUUACCGAGAAGAACCAGGACAAGCAGACCGAGGAUUACUGGCGCUCGCAGUUGGCUGAGGGAGAUCUGACGACCUUCCCCUUGCUGCCCUCCGCUACGUACCAGCCCGUGGCCAACGAAACCCUUGUCCACACCCUCAAGGUCAACCGCAACGGUCCGUCGGACUACACGACCGCCACGCUGAUCCGCGCCGCCUGGUCCUUGCUCCAGGCCCGCUACUGCGAUGCUCCGGACACGGUUUUCGGAUGCACUGUCAGUGGUCGUAACGCGCCGGUGUUGGGUGUUGAGGACAUGGUCGGCCCGGUCAUUGCCACCGUGCCCAUCCGCGCCCGUUUCGACGCUCAGACUCCCAUCGCCGAGUACCUGCAGCAUGCGCACACCCACUCCGUGCAGAUGACUCCCGCUCAGAACUUCGGUCUGCAGAAUGUGGCCCGCCUGGGCGAGGGAGCCGCGGCUGCUUGCGGCUUUCAGACUCUGCUUGUUAUCCAGCCGGCCAGCUCCAUUCCCGAGGACAGCAUCAUCCAGCCAUUCUCUGCUCCUCGCGCCCGCUUCAGUACCGUCGCGUUGACCCUGGAGUGCAGCCUGGCCGCGGACGGCAGCGUUCUUGUCCACGUCCACUUCGACAACGGCGUGCUGUCUGAGACCCAGGUUGACCGCAUUGUGCGCCAGUUCGAGCACCUUUUGCACCAGCUGGCUUCCGAGCCCAUCGGCAUCCUUGGCGACCUGGAGAUGAUCAGUCCCCAGGACAAGGAGGAUCUGCUGCGCUGGAACCGGGAGAUCCCCAGCAUGACUGAUGACUGCGUCCACAACCUCAUCGCCCAGAACACCAUCAAGCACCCUGACGCGCCCGCUAUCUGCGCUUGGGAUGGCGAGAUGACCUACGCCGAGCUGGAGAGCAUCUCCUCCAAGCUCGCAGCUCACCUAAUCAAUGCCGGCGUGGGCCCCGAGGUUUUCGUGCCCAUCUGCUUCGAGAAGUCACUGUGGACGAUCGUCGCCAUGCUGGGAACUAUGAAGGCUGGCGGUGCGUUCGUGCCGAUGGACGCUUCUCAGCCCACCAGCCGUAUGCAGCUGGUGGUCAAGGAGGUCAACGCCAAGGUCAUGCUCUGCUCCGAGGAGCAGCUCGCCCGCUGCCCCGGUGUCGUCGAGAAGGCCAUCGCCGUUGGACCCGGCAUGGCGCAGGCACACACCCCCAAGACCCUGACGACCCCCGUGGCUCCGCACAACUCGGCGUACGUGAUUUUCACGUCGGGCAGUACCGGAACUCCUAAGGGAUCUGUCGUCGAGCACCGUGCUUUCUGUACCGGUGCUCUCUCGCACAAGGAGGGUCUGCAGAUGGGUCGCCGUGUCCUUCAAUUCGCCUCGUACACGUUCGACGCCAGUGUUUUGGAGAUCCUCUCCACGCUGGUCCAGGGCAGCUGUGUGUGUGUUCCCUCCGAAAACGAGCGACGCGGUAACAUCGCCGAAGCGAUUACCCGUAUGAAUGUCGACUGGACGGUCCUGACGCCCUCGUUCGUCAACACGAUCGACCCGACUACCGUGCCGACUCUGGAGACACUCUGUCUGGCCGGAGAGGCCAUGACAGCCGCUCACGUCGCCGCGUGGACUCCUCACGUCCGGCUGGUCAACGGCUACGGACCCAGUGAGUGCUGCGUCUGCAGUUCCUCCAACCGUGAUGUUGUCCCUGGUACCCUCCCUAACAACAUCGGUACGCCGGUCGGAGGCGCCUGCUGGGUGGCUGACCGCGAGAACCACAACAAGCUGUCUCCCAUCGGCUGUGUCGGCGAGCUCCUCGUCGAAGGUUAUACCCUGGCCCGUUACUACCUUAACAACACCGAGAAGACCGAGGCGGCAUUCAUCUCGCGGCCCUCGUGGCUCCCGUGGUCUCGAUGCGACCGUCUCUACAAGACUGGUGAUCUGGUCAAGUAUGACUCCGACGGGUCUCUGCUGUUCAUCGGUCGCAAGGACACUCAGGUCAAGAUCCGUGGCCAGCGUGUCGAACUCGGCGAGAUCGAAUACCAUCUCUGUCUGCCCAGCGAGGUUACGCAGUCCGUCGUCGCCUACCCCAAGAAAGGUCUCUACUCCAACAAGCUGGUCGCGAUCCUGGAGCUCUCCGCCACUCUGGGCGCCGACAUGAAGCAGGUGUCCAGCAGCCGUCUGCAGCGCACUAAGUUCGACCUCUCUAGCCUCUCCAAGUACAUGUCCGAGACGCUGCCCGUGCACAUGGUCCCCGUCAUCUGGAUCGUCGUGGAGAAGAUCCCCAGCUCCUCGUCCACCAAGAUCGACCGCAAGACCGUGGACAACUGGCUCGCGGUGCUGCCCUCGGACUUCGAGCCGGCCAUGGGUAUCAAGCGUGAAGCUGCCCCCGUCGCUACCGACACGCUCCGCCCCGAGGAAGACAAGGCGCUCGCCAUCAGCGGCAAAAUCUCCCAGCUGGUCAACCGUGACGACACCCCGCUGCAGGGCCGCAACUUUAACAUCUCGUCGAUGGGUAUCGACUCGGUCCAGGUAAUCAGCUUGGCCAGUUUCAUCAAGAAGAGCUAUAACGUCAAGGUGGACGUGUCUCGCAUUCUGGACGGCCAGAUGACGGUGCGUUCGCUGGUACAGCUCAUCGAGGCCGAGCUCUCGGGCACCGUCAAGCAGGAAGCCCCUGCCUUUGACGCGAUGAAGGAAGCCUCCAUGCUCCUCAAGAAUAUUGUCAAGGACACCUGCGUCAAGAAGACCGUCUUCGUCACCGGUGUCACCGGCUUCCUGGGCACCCAGAUCCUCCGCCAGCUCUGCGACCGACCCGACGUGGGCCGUGUCAUUGCGCACGUCCGCGCCAACACCCCCUCCGAGGCGUUCAUCCGAGUCAAGGAGUCCGCCGUGCGCGCCCAGUGGUGGUCCGACUACUACUUGGGCAAGCUGGACGUGUGGGCCGGAAACCUGGCGAAGCCGCGUCUCGGGCUCAAGGCCAAGCAGUGGGCCUCGCUGACGGGUGAGUCGCCCAACGACGGACUCGUGCACUCGAUCAUCCACGCCGGUGCCGCGGUGAACUGGAACGCCGGCACGGCCGUGCUGCGCGCUGCCAACGUCAACUCCACCGCCGAGCUCAUCAAGGCAUCCAUGCUCUCCCCGGCCAAGCCUCGUCUGGUGUACGUCUCCGGCGGCCACCGCUGGCACGUCGGCGAGAACGAUGCGGACAUUGCGCGCGAAGUGGCCCAAGCCAACGGCUACGCGCAGACCAAGUACCUCUCCGAGCUCCUGGUCAAGCAGUUCGCGGCCAUGCACCCGAACCAAUUCUCCAUCGUCAAGCCGGGUCUCAUCCUGGGCACGCCGGAAGAAGGUGUCGCCAACACCGACGACUUCAUCUGGCGACUGGCAUCGGGUGUGGUGGACGCGCGCGCGCACAGUCUCGACCACGGCGACGGGUGGAUGUUCGUGACCAGCAGCACGCGAGUCGCGGAGGAAACGGUCUUCCAGGCCUUCUGCCCGGCCGAGGCCAUCAAGACGGUGACCUACAUGACAGAUGGUAUCACGGAGCGCGAGUUCUGGGAGAUCUUCUCGCGGGAGCUCAAGUACCCGCUGAAGGUGGUCGACCACGCCACCUGGAUGGACAUCAUGCACCAGUCCAUCCAGAAGGACGCCAACAACCACCCGCUGUGGCCGGUGGCGCAGGUCUUCGACGCCAUCCAGGGUCGACUGGGCGGAGACAUGCUGAACGACGCCGCUGGCGUGGUGUCGCCGUCGCAGAAGCAGCACGUCAAGGCGACCAUCCGCCGCAACGUGCAGUUCCUGGUCGAGGCGGGAUUCAUCGCCAGCCCGACGGGCAAGAAAAUGAAGUAUGUGGCCGAGAAGGUGUUCCAGCGCUCGGGUAAUGUGUGGGACAAUGUGAAGACGAUGGUGAACGGAUCCUUCUAA